GUAGAAAGAGAAUCUGUGGCUUGGAUCACCGAAAUUUGACGUAUUUCCGUUUGUGUUUUAGAGGUUCUUUCUUUCGGACGUUUGUCGAAGCACGUAUCAGUUGAUUUGAAGUCAAAAUGGCUGAAGCAGAAGCUAUCAAGAAAAAACGUACUUUCAAAAAGUUCACCUACAGAGGUGUGGAUCUGGAUCAACUUUUGGACAUUUCCACUGAGCAGUUAUCGGAAUUGAUGAACUGCCGUGCCAGGAGGCGUUUCAGCCGUGGAUUGAAGAGGAAGCCCAUGGCCCUGUUGAAAAAACUCCGCAAGGCAAAGAAAGAGGCACCUCCACUAGAGAAGCCAGAAAUUGUCAAGACUCACCUCCGAAACAUGAUUAUUGUCCCAGAAAUGGUAGGAUCCAUCGUCGGUGUUUACAACGGUAAAGCUUUUACACAAGUUGAAAUCAAACCAGAAAUGAUUGGACAUUACUUGGGAGAAUUUUCGUUGACAUACAAACCUGUAAAACACGGUAGGCCAGGUAUUGGUGCUACCCACAGUUCUAGGUUCAUUCCUCUGAAAUAAGUUUGUAAGUACAUAAUAAAUGGUUUGAAAAGCGAA
This is a messenger RNA of Coccinella septempunctata (seven-spotted ladybird), 593 nucleotides long. It is a transcript of the gene RpS15, whose product is annotated as 40S ribosomal protein S15. Gene Ontology annotation, biological process: translation; ribosomal small subunit assembly. Gene Ontology annotation, molecular function: structural constituent of ribosome; RNA binding. Gene Ontology annotation, cellular component: ribosome; cytosolic small ribosomal subunit. Bases 117 to 557 code for a protein of 146 amino acids. The transcript has 2 exons. The record is from RefSeq and is a predicted model, not a curated record. NCBI's taxonomy places the organism in Eukaryota, Metazoa, Arthropoda, Insecta, Coleoptera, Coccinellidae.